CUUUCAACCACGAGGUUGUUGGUAUAAACCCCACCAGGAUAAGAGUAGUCAAGUUAUACAGGUGUCUGCCUUUCAACCACGAGGUUGUUGGUACAAUCCCCACCAGGAUGAGAGUAGUCAAGUUGUAUAGAUGUCUGCCUUUCAAUCAAGAUGUUGUGGGUCCAAUCGCCACCAGGAUGAGAGUAGUCACGUUAUAUAGGUGUCGGCCUUUUACCCAAGAGGUUGUGGGUCCAAUCCCCACCAGGAUGAGAGUAGUCAAGUUGUAUAGGUGUCUGCCUUUCACCCAACAGGUUGUUGGUACAAUCCCCACCAGGGUGUCUGCCUUUCACCCAAGAGGUUGUUGGUACGAUCCCCACCAGGAGGAGAGAAGUCUAGUUGUAUAGGUGUCUGCCUGUACUUGGUUGGAUCUCAAACCAGGAUAAGAGGUUUAAUGUUGUUUGCGAAAUUUGUGGCAAUCUUUAUUAUUCACAGCCUGCUUUUAAAGGGAGAAACGUUACAAUAUCCUUCAAGCCGUUCAAAUUCUCGGCUACUCAAACGCCUACAAUUUUCUACACUAACGCCGCUGUUAUACGAUGGAUAGCUGUUCCAUCAAACGUUUAUAUGUAUAAUGCAACGUUGGGCGUUUUUACCACAGUGUAUCCAAAUAUUCCGAAUUCUGGACACCUAUAUGCAGUAUACGGUGACUGCAGCAGCCAAAGCAUUCGUUUAGAUUUACAAGUGGGGUGUGGUGAUAUUUAUCUUCGAACACCAAAUCCUGUUCUGGGCAAAAAAGUUGAAAUAGUGUAUUAUCCUUCACCGGCGGUGGUUGGGCUCACUGGUGAAUACACUCGUGAGUGGUAUAAUGAAUCAUCAAGAUCUUUAAUGACCUUGACGGAUGGUCUGUUGACUGAGGAAAAAGUACACAAUGAAGAAUUUGUUUUGACCAUGUAUAACUCCACUCGGUGGACGACGGGAAAUUACAGUGUGAAAUGUACGAAAAAUAACACUUACAGUCUUCAUACUGAACGUGUCUUUGUUCAGGUGACAGUAAAACCUGAGGUUCCAGUGCUUAACGUACCUAUCUUGCGAGAGGGAAGUCCAGCAAAUAUCACGUGCAUUUCAAGAGAAGGGAGACCCGCCACAAAUUUAAUUCUCUGGUUGGAUGGAGUGAAUUAUUCAGGAGACCAUAUAAAGACUUACGACAACUCGACAAGAACAUAUACAACAAUUUUAACUUUUAACAGCCCUGCCAGAAAAGAUUGGAAUAGAAAGUUUGUGUCUUGCGUAUCAUCUUCACCAUUAUUUGAGACAGCGACACAACAAAAGACAAUAAAUUGCAAAUAUCCUCCAUCGAAACUGACAAUGGAUGCACCAAGUAUACCAAGCUAUUUGCAGGACAGCUAUACUCUGAAGUUCAGUUGCUUAACGGACACAUACAAUGACAAUUGCUUGAUAUCCUGGACAAAAGAUGGCCAACUACUAAACGCAAACGGAGAGGUGACAAACAAAAUACACGACUCAGCUGUAAUGGAGUUUGCGGUUAUCAGUAAAGAAAACAAUAGUCAAACUAUUACCUGCAGCGUCAAUUGCUCCAACUUUGAUGUUCAACUAUCCAAGUCGCAUACUUUACAAAUACCAUCUUCGACACAAAAAACAUAUGAAACUCCAAAUGAAAGUAAAGAUACGUCAUUGACAAACAGUAACGAUAUACCAAUGGUGUGGAUAGUCAUUGGUUUGAGCGUUAUUAUUGCGGCUGUCAUUAUAUCAACGGUCAUUGUAUUGGCCAGAAAACGAUUUUUAAAGAAGAAUCAACAUGCAAAUUCAAGUGAACCUCAGCCUGUCCAGCAUUCCAACGUGCAGGAAAAUGAAACAGUAGGAAUGAACGAAGAGGUUACGUACGCCCAAGUAAACAAAAUCAGGACAAAUAGGACAGAAACAGUGGAGCCAAAAACGAAGGAAGGUUCAGAUACCAACCUGGUUUAUGCAGAUAUUGACAUCGAACAUUUGGAGACAGCCAGCAAACCACCUUCGAGACAGAGGCCGCCAAGUCCGACAGAAUAUGCUGACGUUGAUUUUAUCAGAACAAAACGUGGAUCAAAAAGUGACAAUAUUAUAACCUAAUGUCAGGGAAGAUAAUAAUUCUACAUACGUGCACCGCAUAAGCUGAGUUCUAAAGUUAUCAAAUAUAAAACAUUUUCUAAAAAAUAAAAUUCUUAAUUGAUAUAAGCCAUAAAUCAAUCUGAGAAAUGGUAUUAACAUAUUAUUUACAUCCGAUAAAACAUAAAGACAUGUCCAGGGAGUUCCAGCGAUAUCAAUCCCACUGAUAGCAAUCUAUUAAGAAUUUUGAGAUUUCCAAGCAAAUAAUAUGUAUAUACUUGAUUAUACUAAUUUACUUUAGCUCGAUUGUAAAGACGUUGCUUGUUUAACUUGUAAAAAGUAUUCAGUUUUGAUUUAUCUUAAUCAAACUUAUAAAGUAGUUAACUAUUGCUUGAGAGGUCGGUUCCUUUCUUAAAUCCAGCAAGAUCCGCCUUUUCACAACUUGAUUAUGGCCUUUGAAAUUAUAAAAAUUGCUAUUGUUGUGAGGUAAAAAAAACAGUCUAAGGGAGGCAACCUGUAUUCAGUGAGUGUAGUUUUUUCACUCCCUUGUCUUUGUUAAAGAGGUGAAAACUACAGUUUAAGAUAGACAACCUGUAUUGAAGAGAGUGCAGUGGGUUUUCUCUCUAACCUUUGUUAAAGAGUGCUGAAUGAUUUUUAGCUUUAUUCGCCAAAUGCCAGAAGAGCUUAUGCCGUGGCGUGGUAUCCGUCCGUGUGUCCGUAAACAAUUGCUUGCGAAUGCUAUGCGGUGUUUAAUUUUGAUUGUAUCUCAAAAAACUCAUACAUUAGUUAGAUAUCCAUGAGAUCUAGAUUCCUCUCUUAAACCAGCUAGAUCCGCCUAUGCAUGAGUGAAUUAUGGCCCUUGAAAUGCUUUAGCCCUAGCAGAAGUAUUCUCUAAGGGAGGAAAACUGUACAUAAAGGAGUGUAGUAUUGAAAUGAUGAUCUAGUUUUGCCUAUAAUUAGUAUGUACAAUCUUUGGGUAAAAAAAAAAAACACACAAAAAAGCCCAGACGGUGGAGCAUGGGACAUCAUGGUAUCUUUUUAUACUAUUACUUCAAACAUAUUGGCGCCUUGUAAGAUGUUUUGUCUUUACCAUCUGUGUAAUGAUGUAUUUGUACAGUCUUGUAUUUGUUUAUUCUUGUCUUGUUUUUUUCUCAAUCUGUUUACUGUUGUAACUAUAAAAUAUUCAUUAUAGGUUAUUUUAAUAAAGUUUAUCU
Mya arenaria is the source of this 3290-nucleotide messenger RNA. RefSeq names its product tyrosine-protein phosphatase non-receptor type substrate 1-like. The transcript is spliced from 10 exons. Lineage: Eukaryota; Metazoa; Mollusca; Bivalvia; Myida; Myidae. Gene Ontology annotation, biological process: cell-cell adhesion. The coding region runs from base 601 to 2100 and encodes 499 amino acids. The record is from RefSeq and is a predicted model, not a curated record. Gene Ontology annotation, molecular function: cell adhesion molecule binding. Gene Ontology annotation, cellular component: cell-cell junction.